AGAAGCAGUAAUAAAAUAUUUCUCUCUUUGAAUAACCAUUCCUCCUUGAAUCUCUUAAAGAUAUAUCCAGUAAUAUAUCUCAAGAGUUUCAAUAAUGGAAUGGCGUCCGUUUGAUAUCACGGUGCUCUCUUCAAACGACAUUAAAAAUGUCAAUCUUUAUUACCCUAUGGAUGUCUAUGUAGAAGUAUCCAUUUUUGGCUAUGCCAAAAACAAAAAAAAGACAUUUGUGGACAAAAAAGGUGGCACUAGCCCCAGGUGGAAUUACCCCAUGAAAUUUACCUUGGAUGAGCCUUCACUCACUAAGCCUGAUCUUUCCCUCUUUUUUCGCCUUAGAUCAAAUCGCUUCUUUGGAGAUAAGGAUAUUGGCAUUGUUACUAUUCCAAUCCAAGAACUCUUUACAGAUUCCGGUUCCAACGACGAUGGUAGUGUUGAGAGAGUUGUGGAGUAUCAAGUCUUCACAGCUGGGACAAGGAAACCUAAAGGUACACUAAAGUUUACCUACAAGUUUGGAAAGAAAUUUGCUCAUUCCCACCAACAUAUCAAUGGGUAUCAUACAUUGCCAGCUGGCACGACUCAACACCAACAUGUUAUUGGCUAUCCACCAACUCAUUUGCCACCAGUUUGGUGUGGUACGUCAUCUACUGGGAUGACGUACCACCAACAUCAAUAUUCUCCUCCUGGAUAUGGUGGAUACCCAGCUGCAAUGCCACCAGCUAGGUAUCCACCUGCUGGAUAUAAUGAUCAAUAUCAUCAACCUCCACUAGGAUAUGGAUAUAAUCCUCAAAUGCAGCAACAAGUACAACAACAACCAAAUAAUAAUAAGGGUAAUAAGUUUGGAGUGAUGGGAGUAGGAUUGGGUAUGGGUGCAGGGCUAGUUGGUGGUGCAUUGGUCGGACAUGCGGUUUCAGAUGCAAUGGACUAAACAAGUCUCUAUAUUUUGGCUUUUGGGAUAAUUCAUAAUGGUGCAUGUUUUCUGAGAUUUUUUUUCAUAUGGAUCUACUGUAAGAGAUGUAUAGACAAAAAGAUUAUGUAGUUGCCAUUUCUUUUUUGUAUUAUUUGUAUAUUAAGCAUUCUUUUCAAUUUUCAAAUUUUUAGUUAGAA
Molecule: messenger RNA, 1101 nt
Organism: Lycium ferocissimum
Lineage: Eukaryota; Viridiplantae; Streptophyta; Magnoliopsida; Solanales; Solanaceae
Product: protein SRC2 homolog
Exons: 1
Coding region: 95-922 (275 amino acids)
Biological process (GO): defense response
Source: RefSeq, a predicted model, not a curated record